Molecule: messenger RNA, 1495 nt
Organism: Parasteatoda tepidariorum (common house spider)
Lineage: Eukaryota; Metazoa; Arthropoda; Arachnida; Araneae; Theridiidae
Molecular function (GO): sarcosine oxidase activity; flavin adenine dinucleotide binding
Source: RefSeq, a predicted model, not a curated record
UAAAUUUAAUAACUGACAGAAAAGCGAAAACUUUUCCUAUUUUUAUACCAUAAUUAUUAUCAGUUUCUGAUGCUUCAUAAGGCAUAUGAAUAAAAGCUUAGCACUGUUGGUGAUAUUUCAGGCAUAUUAAGCAGGCGAUGGCGUUGUACGAUCUUUGCGUUAUAGGAGGUGGCAUGUUCGGCAGUGCUGCUGCGAGGCAUGCUUCAGCUAAUCCAGCGUUAAAAGUAUGCUUAAUUGGACCACCAGAGCCAACGCCCGAAGAAAUGAAAACCAGAGAUAUAUUUUCCUCCUAUUAUGAUGCUGGACGAAUAACCCGAGUUCUUGAUGAAGAUCCAGCCUGUGAAGUUUUAUCCAGACAGUCUAUAAAACGAUAUCAUGAAAUUGAAAAACUAUCUGGAAUCAAGUUUCAUACACCAGUAGGUUGCCUCUUUAUUGUCCAAAAAAAUAUUCCAGAAGUGAAAGCUUUGUUACAAGCUGCCGACGCAAAAAAUGUAUCCAUAACAGAUGUAUCAUCUAAAGAUACAUUUACAAGAAGGUAUCCCUAUCUGAACUUAAAGGAUGAUGAAAUCGCCCUUUUGGAUGAUAAUGGUGGUGGUCAUAUUGAUCCCAGAAAGCUAGUAGCUGCACAAAAGAAAAUUUCUAAGCUUCAAGGUUGUGAUAUUAUUGAAGGCAUCGUAACGAAUUUGAAGCAAGAAAACAACCACUAUCAAGUAAAAACUGAAGCAGGAAAUACAAUUACUUCAAAAAGGGUGCUUAUAGCAACGGGAGCAUUUAUCAAUUUGAAAAUGCACAGUGAUUUAAAACCUUUGAUCGCCACCAAAUACAAAGAAACAGUUGCUUUAUUUGAAAUUCCUGAAAAUGAAGUUAAAAGACUGAGCUCAUUACCUGAUGUUAUACAUGUAAGAGGGAGUGAUAAAUCUUUCCCGAACGGAAUCGGUACCUAUUUUCUUCCCCCAAUAAAAUAUCCAAAUGGCAAAUUUUACAUAAAAAUCGGAGUAGAUGGAUGCUCAGAAGAAGCUAAAGAUUUGGAUGAUAUUAAGAAAUGGUACCAAUCAGACGGUGACAGAAAGUUAAUAGAGUUGGAAGAAAAACUUAUUAAGAUGGAUUUACCAGGUUUAAAAUAUGACAGCGUAUCCAGUCGCACAUGCGUCAACUGUUAUACACCGAAUGGUUUGCCAUACAUAGAUCGAAUCAACCCAACCCUCACAGUUGCAGUUGCAGGAAAUGGUAAAGGUGCAAAAUUUUCUGACGAGGUUGGAAGGUUAGCUGCAAAAUUAAGCAUGACCGGAGAAUGGGAUUCUGAAUUGGAGCAAAUAAGAUUUCGAGCAAUUUUUCAAUGAUAAAAUAUCCAUACAUAACUUCAAUUUCCUAAAUAAGAGCAAAUUUUUUUUAAUAUGAAAGUUGUAUUAUAAUUGUAUUUUGAACAACUGUUCAAACAUAAAUUAAGCGUAUAAUGUAACUAAAUAUGCAAAAUUAAACAUCGAUUUUUAAUUUU